GCCAAAGAUAAUGUGAAGUUGAGGGCCCAAAACGCGCAAUUAACAUCCGAAUUAGUGUGUAUUAAAAAUCAGCAAUUCCAAGUGCAGCACAUCAGAAAACAUAAUUUUUUUGAAAGGACUUUAAUAACUAGUGGCAACAAUCCCGAGUUUCCAUGAAGCUCACUGAUAGUCUCCAAAGCCAGAUUCUUCUCUUCAGAAGUUUAAGCGUAGUUUUGUUUCUCCGGGCUUAACAUGUAAGCAAUAAAGUGAUAAGGUGUAAGAGCUUGUUUAUAGCGAUGUUGAAACUUCUGUAGUUUCUCUAACGAUAAAUUUUGAGAUUCUUCAAACUUAUCUAACAAAAGUUUCCACUGCUCUACGGCAUCAGAGCCGUAGAUAUUGUGGCAUUUUUCUUCUGGAGUAUAUCUAGAGCAACAGCAAUAUGCUUCAGAAGGCUCAGGUACUCUUGUGCUGCAUGCUUCAGUCCUAUGUUUGAGACUUUUUUGAAGAUGGCAGAAUCGAUAUCAGACUAUGAACGCUUUCACGGCCGGUUAAAUCACAUUUAGGAAUGUUUUCCGGGCUUUGAAGCCGUGAUCUAUGGGAAUUUCUUCCUGAAUUGAUUCAGUUGGCUCAAUGCUUUGCAAGUGGGCUCCUUUGGAGUUUUGGUCAGUUGUGGACACUUUUAGUUUCCGGAAUACAUUACACCCAUUACUGCUUGCCCCUGAUAUUGGUCUAGGGUUAAACAUGCGGUUCAGUUUGAACUUUCUCUUAUUUUAGCUUCUACCUCUUUAGUAGAACAGACAAAAAUAAAACAUUCUUAGAGAAUAAAAGCACUCGAAACAUACCACCAAAAAGGUAUAAUAAUUACUUUCAUAUUGAUUGCAUAUUACAGAAUCUCAAGUUUCGAUGGACUAACAAUUUUUACAUUUUUGCCUCUCGCUUAUCGGUCAAGGCUUAAAUGAUAAAACUGAACUGUAAAAGAUGGUUCGUGAGGUGGGCCCUAUCUAGUACCUACUUUAAAUUAUCUUUCGAAAAGAUUGCAAUAAUUCUAGUCAUUCAGUUAUAUUCAUAUUUGGAGCUCACUAAAUAGGCAAAAUGCGUUGUUUAGGUCAUCAAAUAACUAUCGGCACGCUGAAUUUUAACAUGUUAAUUCCCUAGCCAGCUAUGGAUACUCGUUUUGGAGAUAUACAUUUUAAAAGCGGUUCGUGUCGUUCGCGUUCGCUGGCUUUGUUAAAAAAAUAUACGGUUAAUUUUGUUUGUUUGUUGUUUCCGUUCAAAAUAUUAAAUGGAAAUAAAAGUAGCUAAAAUAAUGUUACUUGCCAGAAAUCGCACCAAGUUUUUUUCCAGCGUAAGGAAGCUGAAUUGAAGAAGAAUAUCAAAAGCCAAAUGCCCCAUUUCGCAUUAAUGGUUACUUACCUAAUGGAAUAUUGCGAAUCAGAUGUGACUGUCCCUAAUAAAAUAUUUCGUUCUCGAGUAUCUUCCAAACAAAAUAAUUCGACUCAACGUGUGGGACCUCAUAUGGUCAACGGAAUCGUUUUGAAUGCGAGUCCGAAGAUUUCGUUGACCAGAAUGAAUCCUGUUUGUUCAAGUGCGGGUUUGUCAAGCACUAGCACGAACAGUAUUGAACCGGCACAUUCUGAGUCUGCAAGUUUAAGCAGUGCCAACUCUGAUUCUUCUGAACACAAUGUGCGAGAUGAAGAUUUCAUAUUCAGAACCCAUCGGAAUCCGUUUGGGACCAGUUCAGAUGAAGAAAUGGAAGUAGAAAUCCCAAGUGAAAGCGAAACGUUAAGUAGUGCCGCAUCAAGGAGCAAUCUUAGUACUAUUCCUGAAGGCAGUGAGCAUUCAAUAUCCAACUGUUAUGAUGGGCUGCACAUUACGUUACCGAAAAUGUCAAGUGAAGAGAUGAGAAGAAACAGUUUCAAAAGUAUAGAUUCUUCCAUGGAGGCUGAGGCAAGCAAUUCUUGUCUUAGUUUCGAAGCAAGCGCAAUUGAACAUCCGGGUGUUCAAGACACAAGAGAAAGCAGGAAAACGCGAAACAUGACGUUCUCGCCCGAUUUCAAUUCUAGACGGGUUGUGAACGAAAAUUCUACAUUGAAAGAGAUGCAACCUAUAGAGCCCGCCAGGACUAACCAUUCUCAAAACUCCCAGAUGGAAUCUAUAGACUCUGUCGCGACAAACUGUUCUUCAGGCUCCCAGGACAUGUCUACGUUCGCUUGCUUACCAACCCCUUCGAUGUCCGCUCUAGGAGACAUUGACGGAAACUAUUCUCGGCUAGAUAUUCUAUUCGAUUCGGCAAUGACAUCGACUCCAACAAUAGCCAAUAAUCACACAAACGAGCAUUCAUCUCUUCUUUCAUCAAAAGGAAAGAGUAAUUCGAUGCGAGGUAGCACCAAAUUAGUUAACCCGAAAAGUGGAAGGCGUCGAAUACCAAUAGUAGUUUUAGAGAAUUUGCCACUUUCCUCAAAGCGAUUGCAACUUGGCGACGAUACACAAACAGAGUUAGAAAACAAUAGCCUUGAUACCAUAAGUGGAAGUAAUUCUAACUCAAACCUAUCGGAUAAGACUACAAAAAGUAAGAGUAAAUCCACGAAUAAAGGCAAGAAACGUAAACUGGUAGAGGACGGUGAUGAGACAAGUCAAGUAGUACCGAAACACGACCUUCCAUCAACUAGCUCUUUAAGCAGGCCUCAAAGAUUAGCAAAACCCACAGAUCUAAAGGAGAUGGGCUUGAAACAAAAAUUGAGACGAACUUAGAAUCUCAUCUUCGUAUCUGAUCCUAAUUGGAAUAAGUAUCACUUAUUUUGUACACUUAUUCUUGUAACAUCGUGAAGUUCUCUACAUAUGCAAGUUUUUCUCUUUAAUGCUCUUUAAUAAUGGUUAUAAGCAGUUGACAAAAUUAACAAACUCAACAAAUGACAAAACUCGUGAGUUAUUCGUUAUUCGGAUGUGAAGAACUUGAAUAUUAAUGAAUGAAAAACGGGCUCUUUUUAGUUUUUUUUGUGGAACAACUUUUUAUUUCGCAAUUACGGCUUCCUUAUGUUUAUACUUUAUAUUUUAUAUAUUUAAAAAUUCAAAAAAUAUACGUGGGAACCAUUUUUCAAGAGUUGAUUAUUAAAAACACCAAAACUAAAUUGUAUAUUUAUUUUUGUACCUGUUAUUUUGAUUUAUUUGAGUUAUUUUUGGACUUACUAUUUUUGUGUUUCUCAGAUGUACAUGGUUACUUUUUAGUUUGGGACACUCUAAACAUGUCUCUUCAGUAUAAAAUUACCUAGUCGGUAUGUUUUAUACAAAAAGUAAACCAUAUAAUAAAUUUUUAUGAUUAAUUAGCUGCCUUUUUCUGCAAUGUUAGACCCUUUUAGUAUACAUGCACUUUUUUGUUAAAAAUAUUACCUACUAUUAGAAAUAAUAUAAUAAUUGUUAGCUAUACCGCACUGAAAUGUAUAUUUAAUUGGUUAAUUGAUUACUUGUUUAGCAAUAUGUAUGCAUGCAUGCAUGUUGAUUUUUCGAUUAGGAUGUAUUUGAUAAACUUGAUCAGUACAAUAAAUUAUUAGUAAAUUGAGA
Molecule: messenger RNA, 3537 nt
Organism: Dendroctonus ponderosae (mountain pine beetle)
Lineage: Eukaryota; Metazoa; Arthropoda; Insecta; Coleoptera; Curculionidae
Exons: 14
Coding region: 1363-2730 (455 amino acids)
Source: RefSeq, a predicted model, not a curated record